GAAGAAGGCAAGCUGGGAUGCAUUGGGUCCUUCAAAUCGGAGGGCUCGUUCCCCUCAUCGCUCUCGCCAGCUGCGACCGUCCCCCUAUGUCAUUCAUUCAGCUGAGGCCGCAAGGCAGACCAGCGUUCUUGGCACGCGCCACAAGGACAGCCAAGGAUGCGCAGAAGACAGCCGCCGUGCCUUCACUGGAGGAGCUGCAGCAGAUCCAAAGCGUCGCUGAGGUGAGAAACGCACAUUGAUUGAGAUGAUUACCGACUCACACACCAAUGAUCGAUGGCUUUCUUUCUGUGUAUUGUUUAUGCAGGAGGCCGCGCGCGCAGCGGGUCGGAUGAUUCUGUCCAAGGUGGGCGCGUCGGUCAAGGACACUAAGCUCAACACCAAGGACCUAGUCACAGAAGUGGACGCCGCCGCCCAGGAGAUCAUUGAGGGCUAUGUGAGGGACCGCUUCCCAUCACACGGCGUGCUGGGGGAGGAGAGCGUGCCGCCUGGAAGGUGCUCAAGGACAAGGACGGGUGCAUGCGUGGGUGCUGGAUUGAUGGAUGGAUAAACGUAUGUGUGUCGUGUCUGUCUGUCAGAAAGGAGAGUGAGAAGGCGCUGCAGGAGAUUCUGGGGAAGUAUGAAGUCUGCUGGAUUGUGGACCCGAUAGAUGGCGAGUAAAUAAUACCAACAAGCAAGGAAGGAUGUCACAUCAAGGCAGAGAGAGAGAUGCGUGUGUCUGUCUGUCUGUCUGUCUGCACUGCGUGGUGGCCACUGCAGGCACCAUCAACUUUGUCCACGGCCAGACCCUGUCCACCGUGUCCAUCGGCGUAGCCUUUCAAUCAGAGGUGUUGAUUGGCGUCAUCUACGACCCUUUCCUUGACGAGAUGUUCACAACCAUCAAGGGGCAGGUAUGGUGUGCACGAACCAAUGACGCACGCACACGCACACACGCGCGUGCCUGCCAUUCCUCUGUCAGGGUGCGUAUAGGAACGGCGCCCGUAUCAAUGUUGGAAGCGAGGCGACGCUCCACGAAGCUGUAGUGGCCACAGGUGGGUGGGUGCCAGCCACUCAAUACACAACACGACUUUCUACGCACACCACACUGAUUGCUUUGGUCAGGCUCGCCCCCCGCCCCCCGGAAUCUAGCACCGAUGCUGCGGGGCAUCGUUGGGAUAGCGCCGCUGUGCCGCACUCUGAGGGCGUUGGGGAGCGCCGCCAUCAUGUACGCAUGGGUGGCCUGUGGGAGGCUGACAUCCUACUUCGAGGUCGACCUCAACAGCUGGGACCAUGCCGCAGGUCAGCCAGCCAGGCGACUGAAACACAGAAUUGUGAUUGCACCCAUACGAUCUGUGUGUGGCUGUGCAGGUGUGCUGUUGGUGACGGAGGCCGGCGGGAGAGUGACCGACAUCGAUGGGUCGCCGUACACCAUAGCCACGCGGGCCAUCGUGGCGUCGAAUGGGCUCACCCAUAACGAGACCAGACAGGCGCUGGUGGACGCCGACUGCAUCAGAACUGACCCUGCAUGAGUAACUGAUGGAUCUGAGGGCUGUGGACGUAUGUGUCUAGAGAUGCAUGUGCUCAUGGGAUUAGUAGGGACAUUUGUGUCGUGAGCAGAGCAGCUUUGGACGGUAGGUAGAGAGGAACGGGGUGCAAGUGGGGACAACACCAACACAUGAACUUGAACUCGGUAGGUAGCUCAAAAAUCCC
Vitrella brassicaformis is the source of this 1686-nucleotide messenger RNA. NCBI's taxonomy places the organism in Eukaryota, Vitrellaceae. The record is from the annotation of a GenBank genome assembly.